This is a messenger RNA of Schizophyllum commune H4-8, 1221 nucleotides long. RefSeq names its product S-adenosyl-L-methionine-dependent methyltransferase. Bases 33 to 1199 code for a protein of 388 amino acids. Gene Ontology annotation, molecular function: methyltransferase activity. The transcript has 5 exons. The record is from RefSeq and is a predicted model, not a curated record. NCBI's taxonomy places the organism in Eukaryota, Fungi, Basidiomycota, Agaricomycetes, Agaricales, Schizophyllaceae.
UUUCACGUCGCGUCUGUUGUACCCCAGCAGUGAUGCCAGCGAGAGCGCUGGAAUUCUAUAGCGGGAUAGGCGGCCUUCAUCUAGCGCUUGAACGCAGCAAAAUCGCCGGCCAGGUCGCUUGCGCAUUCGACUGGGAUCAGGCUGCCGAGCAGGUAUAUAAGCACAACUUCCCGGCGACGCCGGUCAAGAGGGUGCGUGAUAUGAUCCCGCACGCGCAUCGUUACACUGACUUAUCCACGCAGGUCGAUAUAUCUACUCUUACAGCGUCUUCAUUACGCGACCUUUUUCCCGACAUCGACAUCUGGCUUUUGUCCCCCGCAUGUCAGCCGUAUACAGUGCUCAAUCCGAACGGCAAGGGCGCACAAGACCCUCGUGCUCAGUCCUUCCUACAUCUCGUACAAGUCGUCUUGCCCGAUCUCGCGCGCGAGGGGGCCGCUCCAAGAUAUCUGCUUGUAGAGAAUGUUGCAGGCUUCGAGCAAUCAACAACUCGCCAGCUUACGCUCUCAAUCUUGCAGAGCAUGGGCUAUCACUGCGCAGAAUUUCUGCUCACUCCACUCCAGUUUGGCAUACCGAACUCUCGCCUACGUUAUUACCUCCUUGCACGAAGAGACCCCUUCCCCUCCAUUUCUUCCAAAUCUGCUGCUUCAGUACUGCGAUAUAUCCCGGGGCAUGGCUCUGGCCCUUGGAUCGAUCCUCGUACCGAAGGGCCUGCUUCGUCAACUGUUUCAUUUAAAACCAGAUGCCUCCAGGAAUUUCUUGAUCAAAACAUGGCAGAAAGCAUAGCUGCCAAGUAUACAAUCCCUGACAAGGUUCUGGUCAAAUGGGGCUGGCUGUUUGACAUUGUGUACCCAAGUGAUAGAAGGACUUGUUGCUUCACAAGAGGUUAUACUAAGUUGGUUGAGAGGGCUGGGUCCAUUCUACAGAUGAAUGAAGAUAUGGAUACUACACAGACCUUUGAAGAAUAUCAGGAAGCAUGUCAAGAGACCAAUCCUACACAGGCUCUGCAGAUACUUCGGCCUCUCAGAUUACGCUACUUUACUCCUCAGGAGCUGCUAUGCUUGUUUGGCUUCAACGAUCCUGGGCUUCAAGUAGCAUAUAAGUGGCCUUACAAUAUAUCAGAGAAGACAAAAUAUAGAUUGAUUGGGAAUAGUGUUAAUAUACAUGUUGUUACAAAUCUAGUAAAUUAUCUAGUUAGUUGAAUGAUUACAGUGUUUUGUGCUA